AUGAUCAUUUGGCAAUAUGGUGGAGUAAAUGGUAGUGAAAUUGAAGUAGAACCGAUAUUCAACAAUGUUGCCACAUUCAUUGACAGAGAUAGUGAUAUUCUCGGUCGAGAAAUUCAAAAACGUGCCAGCGGAAUGGUGAAACAACCGAUAGCGACGAACGUUGGCGCACAACUUCAAGCACCUCCCAGGAAGAUUGCUCAACCAGCUUUUCAGCAUGAAAAAAACAAACAGUUUUAA
Acanthocheilonema viteae is the source of this 237-nucleotide messenger RNA. The record is from the annotation of a GenBank genome assembly. Lineage: Eukaryota; Metazoa; Nematoda; Chromadorea; Rhabditida; Onchocercidae.